AUGACUGAGGAAUACAAUGAGGCAAAUAAGGAAGUAGAUCAAUCAGCCAAAAAUCUAGAUACAGGAGCAAGUCAACGAAUCAGGAGAUGGAGCCCUUGGGGUUAUCCAUGGAGCUGGGGACACCCAUGGGGAUAUGGAUAUCCGCAUGGAUGGGCUUUCGGUUGGGGAGGAUGUUGCGACUAUGCUCCUUGGUUCAAGGCCAAGAUUUAA
This is a messenger RNA of Strongylus vulgaris, 210 nucleotides long. Lineage: Eukaryota; Metazoa; Nematoda; Chromadorea; Rhabditida; Strongylidae. The record is from the annotation of a GenBank genome assembly.